This is a messenger RNA of Acinonyx jubatus (cheetah), 700 nucleotides long. It is a transcript of the gene RBP7, whose product is annotated as retinol binding protein 7. Lineage: Eukaryota; Metazoa; Chordata; Mammalia; Carnivora; Felidae. The record is from RefSeq and is a predicted model, not a curated record. Gene Ontology annotation, biological process: fatty acid transport. Gene Ontology annotation, molecular function: fatty acid binding. Gene Ontology annotation, cellular component: cytosol; nucleus. The transcript has 4 exons. The coding region runs from base 84 to 488 and encodes 134 amino acids.
GCCCGGGCCCGCCCCCGCCCGCCCCGGCCCCGCAGAUAGGCCGAGGCCCCGCCGCCCGCCGGCCACUGUCGCCCUGCCCCGCCAUGCCCGCCGACCUCAGCGGCACCUGGAACCUGCUCAGCAGCGACAACUUCGACGGCUACAUGCUGGCCUUAGGUAUUGACUUUGCCACUCGUAAGAUCGCCAAGUUGCUGAAGCCACAGAAAGUGAUUGAGCAAAAUGGGAAUUCUUUUACCAUCCACACAUACAGCAGCCUGAGGAACUACCUUGUUACGUUUACAGUUGGAGAAGAAUUCGAGGAAGAGAAUAAAGGCCUGGAUAACAGAAAAUGCAAGAGCCUGGUCACCUGGGACAGUGACAGACUCACCUGCGUCCAGAAGGGGGAAAAGAAGAACAGAGGCUGGACCCAUUGGAUCGAAGGGGACAAACUCCACCUGGAAAUGUUCUGUGAAGGCCAAGUGUGCAAACAGACUUUCCAGAGAGCCUGAGCUGUCUCCGUCCCCAGAGCCCACGUGUGACAGCAGCCUUAAUGGUGACUCCUCUUCCCAAAUGAACAGAUGUUACUCUGUCCGGGUUUGGCGACGGGAACUUGCGGUCAGGGAGACGCCUCACCACCUGUCCCCGAAGCCAUUUACUCAGAUUGUAGGAAAACUGCUCAGUGUCAAUAAACCUGUCCAACGACUCUGACUUUUUCCUUCUA